Molecule: messenger RNA, 1939 nt
Organism: Paramecium sonneborni
Lineage: Eukaryota; Ciliophora; Oligohymenophorea; Peniculida; Parameciidae
Source: the annotation of a GenBank genome assembly
AUGUCUAUUUAAACGAAGCCUUAAAUUUGCCAAAUUCACUAGUUGGAAAUUUUAGCAAUAGAUUUACAAUCUUCUAACAAUGUAGAAGAUAAAUAUUAUUGUCUUAAAUGUUUAACUUAAAAGUUUGAUUAAUAACAAUUAGCUUCAGUUUAAGAAGCUAAAGAGAAGAUAUCUUAAAUAAGAGAGUAAGAAAAACAAAAAUUAAAGGAUGAUUAUUAAAAAAGAAUAGAGAAUCUUGAAACUCUUAGAUCAUUGAUAAGAGAAUAUACAAAUUCUAUUAGUAAAACCAUUAAAGAAAUAUCAGCUAAAACUGAUGCUAAAAUUGAAUAAUUAUAAAAAUAAAGUUAAUGUGAUACUUAUUUGAAUGAUGAAGAGAGUUAAGAUCAAGAUGUUAUUACAUAAUCCAUAACUUCAAAAGAAUAAUCAUAAUCAUAAUCAAAUCAAAAAAUAGAGAAAUAAUCUUUAGAUGAUGAUGAUGCAUUCUUUUGUUAAACUAUACAAUUAUUAGCAGAUACUUAAAAUAGUAGUUAAUAUCAAGCUAUUCUAAAACAAUUUGAAAAAAGUCAAAUUUGCAAAAUAGAUGAAAUAACUUAAUCAUAAAAUGCUAAUAAUGAUAAAUAUGUAAUUAUAUUUUAGAUUAUUUUAGAAAACCCCUAGUUUAAAAGUGUAAUGUUAGAAACAUAUGAAAGAAAUAAUUAUGAUAAAUACAAAUCCUAACAAUGAUAGUCCUUUAUUGGCUUGUGUAGUUUGUAUAUCAGAAUUUCGCUCUACAUAUCUAGGUAUUGGGGAUUUUAAUAAAAAAUAUGUUGAGUUUCAGAAAGAAUUUAUAAAGAAUUAAUAUUAAGAAAAAAAUAAACUCAAAUUUUAAGAAUUAACUAAAAUAUUGAUUUAAUGGAAAAAAAACUUAACGAAGUUAAUAGAUGAAUUUUUAUCAAGCAUUAAUGAUAAAACUGAAAUUAUCAUUGAUUAAAUUUAAUAAAAAACAAAUAUAAAAGAAAUUUUUGAUUUAGAUGAAUAAGAAAUUAAAGAUAUUGUUAAUCAAGUUUUCAUACAAAAAAACUAUAAUAAUUUAUUGUCAGAGAAAUAGAAAUAAUAAAGUGAUGAUAAUUAAUAAUUAUAUGAGUAAUUAAGCUCUUUUUGUGAGCGUUUUAAAUUAUAGGAAUAAUAGAAUUUAUAAGAAAUAACAAAAGUUAUAAAAGAAAACUUUUCAUAAGAAGAAGUGCAAAGUUGGUAUAAAAGUUAGUAGAAGGUUUUCUUUGAUGAAUAAGUUGAAGAGAACAAAACACCAAUAGAUGAAAAGUAGAAUGUUAAAGAGAAAGAAAUAAGAUCAUAUUUUUAAGAAUUUUAUUCAGCUGGAUUUGUAUCUAAUUUUUGCGGAACUGAUAUUGAAAUAAUUAAUAAACAUUCAGUGAAGAGUAAAAAUAAUAAUAGAUAAUUUAGAUAUUAAAUUAGAUGCAAAUGGUCAUAAACAAUAUGCUGUUAUGAAUUAUGGUUUAUCAAAAGAAUUUAUUUCAACAUUUAGAUUUAAAAUUCAAAACCAGUAAAAAUCAUAAUUAAAACUAAUAUAGCCCUAAAGAUUUGAUAUUUAUUGGAGUUUGUAAUCUUGAUGUAGUAAAAUCUAAUUCUUUUAAAUUUAAUGAUUAGAAUUAAAUAGGACAUGGAGGCUAUUUAGUUUGCUCAAAUGGAUAUUAUUUAGUUAAUUCAGAUAAAUAAAACAAUAACAAAAGUUCAUCAUGCACUUUCUAAACAAACGAUAUUAUUCAAUGUACAUACAAUCCAAAAAUUUAGAAAAUAAAAUUUACUAAUUAAAAAGUAAUAAUUAAAAUAAAGUUUAGACUAAUGAGUUCAUUUAAUUUGAUGUUCCUUCUAAUGUGGUCUUAUAUCCUUGUGUAGCAUUUUAUUCUGUGGAUGGCUAAAUUGAAUUUAUACCUUAUUGAAG